UCUAUACAGGGAAUUUCCGGGUUCAUUCAGCAAGUUCAGUACCCUGACAUUAGACCCACAUCUUUCAAGCACAAGGUCCGUACAACACGCACGAAAAUGGCGUCGGUAACAGUCAUAUUCAUAUUUGCAGUUGGGCUUUCAGAAGUAUUCAGAUUUGAACGAGGAAUUGCAGUUACAGCGGAUUCAAGUGUUACUGUCAUUUCUGGUGGAUCAACUAAUCUCACGUGUACAUAUGAGGUGCAAGGAACUUCUGUUGUCAGUCUUGAAUGGAGAAAAGGUGCAACGUUCGCAAGCGGAACUCGAGUUGUGAGGUUUCAGACACCUAAUUUUGAUACAGUCUAUGGCCCUGUUUAUGGUCCACCUGUUUACACAGCUUACAGAGAUGGUACCAUCAGCUCAGGCAUACUCACGUUACAGAUUUCACCUGUCAUUUAUAAGCCUAAUGAGACUGAAAUAUACUGGUGUCGUGUCGUGGUAACUGGCGGAGUCAUAGUGAAAGAAAGGUCAACUACUGUGACAAUUAUAGUUCCUCCAGAUACUCCAAAUAUAAUUGGAAGUUCAUCUAUGACUGAGAAUAUUGAGACUACACUUACAUGUACAGCAGACAUGGGAUACCCCGAUGACUUGAGUCUGGUUUGGUCCAAUGGAGGUUCACCUAUCGCUGGUCCAACUACAAGUUCGUCUGCAUCGGGUAGUCACUAUAGCUUUGCCAGCACGCUGACCUUCACACCAAGACGACAGGACAAUGGCAACAACAUCACGUGUAGAGCAAGCAGAGCCCCAUGGAUCUUAGGGCCCCCUGGAACUCUGGGUCCAAUUGAUGUCCAUUUUUGCUGCAAAAUGGUGAGCAUUAGCUGUCCAUCGAGGUCUGCAUCAGGAAAUAUUGUGCAAUUGAGUUGUCAAUCAGACAGCAGCAACCCAGCAACAGUAUUAGUUUGGUCGACAAAUAACCCGGUCCAAACAAAUCCAACUGGGCCUGUACUUGAAGAUGGUAACUUCGGUGGCUAUGAGACAACCCUCAGUUUGACAACAGGUGCUUUGACUAAGCAAGACAACGGAGCUACGUACAGAUGUUGUGCAAUGACAACUAUAUCUUGUGCUGGCAUUGUGUGCGACAGUUGCGUUCUGAAUGUGGAAUAUCCUCCAGACUUUUCAGUGCCAACUGUCAUGCCAAACAGGCCGGUAGAAGAGGGCGAUACAGUAAUCCUGUUCUGCAGUGCAGACGCCAAUCCUAAGCCCAACGACUUCAUAACAUGGGAGAAGGUCGGGUCUCUAGACUUCUUACCCUCUGUCUACAGUGAUGGUGCAAGCAACCUUACACUGAGCAGCAUCAGAAAGGAGCAGGCUGGGUCGUACAGAUGUCAAGGCAACAACGGGGUACCACCUGUUGUCCAUUCCAGCACCGUUGACGUCAUCGUACACUAUGGAGUGGGGAUCUUAAAUAAGAAAGACACCUCAGUUGGAGCAAACACUGGCUUCAAUGCUACACUUGUAUGUGAAGCUAAGGGUCACCCCCUCCCCAGAAUGACAUGGCAAGGUCCAGCUGGUGUGGAAAUAACCAAUCAGACUGAGCCUGGAAGGAUAUUUCAGGCCGAUACCAUUAUUGAUGGGGAUGAUAUGUUUGGAUUCACCGUACGGAGCAUCUUACACAUCAGUCAAGUGACUGCAAUGGGAGAUUACGGUUCUUAUACAUGCAACAGCGGUAAUGGAAUUGGAAUGGUUGAUACAGUAGCCAUUGUGUUGAAUGAUAAAGUCAAACCGCUGCCACCAGAGAAUGUGCUGAUCAACCCAGGUACAGUCACAGAAUCUUCGGUGACUAUUUCCUGGAGACCUGGGAAUGAUGGAGGCGAAGCUCAGUGGUUUUUCGUCAAUUACCGCGAAGUUGAAACAACGGCAGAGUUCGACCCAAACACCCAGGCCCGAAUAGACAAUGAUGCUUAUGAGUAUGUGAUUAAAGGAUUGCGAGCUUACACUGUGUAUGAGCUUGAGGUUUACGCUGAGAAUCGACAUGGUGUUGGCAAAAGCAUCACACGGAUUUUUAGGACUCGACCUGACUCUCCUGCGAAUUUAGGUAUUGUUGUCACUGCAAAUCAAGAUACAGGAAGCGUUUUGGUUGAAGGUAUUCCCCAAGAUGGUGACACGUCAACAUGUUUACAGUUAGAAGCUCGUCUUACGGACCAGAGUUCAUGGUUUAAUUACGGUGACUGUCUCGAGACAAACACAGACCUAGCCAUUCAAGAGGUUAGAUCCAGCUACUGCCGUAAUGGGUUCUGCAGUCUGGCUACGUCUGCAAUCUCAGUUGGAGGACAGUCUAAUAAUGCUGGAUUGAUCGCUGGUCUGGUGAUUCUUGCCAUUAUUGCAUUAAUCAGCAUCACGUUGAAUGUUGUAACAAUCAGAGACAUCAGAAGAAGUAGAGGACCACCACGAGAAAACGGAAAAUGUGCUCCAAAAGGAAAGCACAUUUCACAGGGGAAACGUGCUGUUGUCCAUGAAGCAGUGGAAUACCAAGACUUAGACCCUGUACCCUUGCAUGUUCUGGCCGUUAGUGGCAGCAGGAAUCCAGGUACAUCGGCCUAUGCCAGUAUUUCGGAAACUGCCACGGCAUUCUCGCGAGACAAGCUGAGAAUUGAACGUGAACUUGGACAAGGUGCCUUUGGAAAGGUGAUGCUGGGGAAAGCUAGUGAUAUUGUCCAGUUUGGAACUACCACUCAAGUAGCACUUAAAACCCUCAGAGAUGACGCAGAUCUAAUGGAGAGGGGAGAUUUACUACGAGAGUUGGACUUCAUGAAACAACUUCCAAGCCACGCGAAUGUCGUCAAACUCCUGGGCUUUUGUGUUGAUAGAGAUCCGAUUUAUAUCAUCAUGGAGUACAUGACUAACGGCUCACUCAAAGAUCUCUUAACAAGCAGUCGAGCUAAAGGCAAGCAGGUGUACAGCAACCUUCAUGGAAGAAGUAAAUCUCUGACAUCCAGAGACCUCCUCAAAUUUGCUAAAGACGUAGCUGAGGGUAUGGCCUUCCUUGCUUUACAACAGUGCAUUCACAGAGAUCUAGCUGCACGAAAUGUCCUCGUGGGUGAGAACAUGGUGUGUAAGUUGUCUGAUUUCGGACUGGCUCGUGACAUCAAGAAUAAGAGAAUGUACCAACGGCAGUCAGAGGGACGGUUGCCCAUUCGUUGGAUGGCACUAGAAUCAGUUGUUGAUGACGUAUACACAACAGAGAGUGACGUAUGGUCUUACGGUAUAUUUCUGUGGGAAAUCGUCACACUUGGCGCUCGUCCAUAUCCUACUAUGAGCGCCAAGACAAUGAUAACCAAGCUACAGGAAGGAUACCGCAUGCCAAGACCCGACCACUGCCAGGACGAAAUAUAUCAGCUGAUGUUAGCCUGUUGGCAGGAGGAAUCUACCGCACGACCGUCUUUCACAGAGAUCAGUCAGAAGCUGGAGAAAGCACUCGAGUCACCACAUGACUGCAUAGCGUUGUCGGAUUAUCAAGAGUUUCAAUACGAAGUCACAACUCCAGACUCUCCUGAUGAAAGGAUCUAGCAGAACGCAGGAUACAAAGUAAACAUGCCAUUAAGCCACCAUUAUGAGAACAAACGUGUCUUCCACAUCAGCAGAGAAAGACACCAUUAACCGUGUGUCUCUCCGGCUUCUAAGGAAGGGAAAACAAAAGGGUGAUAUCACUGCAAUGAUAGAAAUAACGAUCUGUCACACUGACUAAAUGGCAAUGUCAAUCGAGUCAUUACUAAUUGCAGUCUGUUGUUUUCUUGUGGAUAAAUUAGGGACAGAUGGUAGACAUAAAACAUUGCCCGUUUUGUACGGGCUCUUAUCGACCUACUUCUCUACUUAUGAAGUAGUCAGUACACCGGGCCGAAGUUUGGUUUGUUUUUUUAUGUUUGUUUUCGCUUUUGUUUUUGCAAACACCUUGUCCUCAUUAACGGUAAGUGCCUCAGAAGGCGAGUAAGUAACUGACUGCUAAAAUAUUUCAGAAUUUAUCCUCACUCGAAAUAUCCUAUGUUUCCGGCAUUCUAAUAUUAAUCACAAAUGAAGUCAAUUCCUACCGUGGAAAGCACUAAAAAAUAGAGUUUAAAUUUGUGUAUCUGUACGCACACGGUAAAAUUUGGCAGAUAGCUUUCUGAAAAUAAAGGCUUGUUGUGGUAUAACAAUAAUAAAAAAUACAGUUUAAAAGUACCAGUAAAUAACUUGUUACCUUCACAAUGAAAGAUAUUUCUGGUUAAUUUCGAGGUAAGUUUUUUUUUAGUAAAGGAAAUAAGUAGUAUAAACAAAAAUAUUUUGCAAAAAUUUGCCUCAUUACAUACUGGGGACAAUGGAUUGAGUAUGUAUAUGCGCGUGUUUUCCUCUGUGCACUUAUUAUUUCUGUUUCUGUUGAGGGACAAAGACCUCUUUGAACAGAGAUUGAAAAAAAUGAUUGUAAUCAAAUUGAAGAAGCUGUAUGACUGAAAAACUAAGCUAUGGCAAUGUUCUUACUUACUGACAGUACCGUAUAUGUAUGACGGAGCAAAUUACUUCCUUUUGCAAUGUCCGACAACUAGUAAAGAAAUAUUUAGCCUCCUGACUACACAUGCAACUGUUCAGGCCUACUUGCCCACUUAUUCAGUGAUACAAAUACUUGGGAAAUAUAGGUUAUAUUUCUCACUCUUUUGAAGUUUGAGCUGCUCUGGAAUCUGCUCUGUACCUGUCUUUGUAAAUUCCAAAUAUACCUCAAUUUAUAUUUUUAUACAAUGUAGCAUUAUUGUCAUCGUAGCAGAUUAAACAAAUUGAUUAGCGAUUUAACUUUAAUAUUCUCAUUUUUUCCUUAUCACUUUUCAAUCAGAACAGUUGCCAGUUUCCACUCUUUUCUGUAUCGGCUUUUUAUCAUCAUUUCCAAAGCUUUGGAGGCAAUGUAUAUCUACUGUAUCAUAAUUCAGUUGGGGUAUAGUUAGGUAACCAAAUAUUUUAUGCAAAGAAUCAAAUGAAGGUACAAGUAAACCUCAAUGGCGACGUCAUGUCUCAUGAUGAUAGGCCAGCGGACGAGGGGAUCCCUGCUUUCAAUGAUCUAACGUAUUGUGGCGAAACAGGGUCGCCGUGCAGACUUGUGUUAAAUCUUCGUCGCUAUUAAUUUAGGCACGCGUAAAUCAUGCAUUAAACAUGCACGCAGCAACAAAUCAGAACCGCACAUUACCUCGGGUCUGGGCGCUGGCUGCGUGGAAUGUCGGGACGUCUUAAGAUGGCAGCGUAGUUACAAGAGCUCUGCGGAGUUGGGGCGUGUAUACUGAGUUUUAAGUGUUAAAUCUAACGAACGACAGCCGGUGGUUGGGGAUCUACCUCGUGUGCCUGGUGCGAUCGGUUAGUGUGGUGCUUGUUCUCAGUUGCCGGAGUUGCUAAUUAUCAUGAUCAUACCUCAUGGAAGAUUGGGUGGAUUGUUAGACAGCGCCGUGUGUUUACGAAGUGUUAGAUUAUAAGGUUGGGGAACCCAUGUGAACCAGCUUAGACUGGAGGGAUUACGUGCCGUUGUUACAUGCUUGUUGGCAUAGCGACGGUUGGUUGCAGUCCUGGGCUGGGAGCUUGUUUUCCUCGUUGAGGUUUACAGGGUGCAGGUUUCUGUUAGAGUCUGGUGAGGACAAUUAUAAUUGCCUUCUUAUUCAACUUACAUGUGUUAUUUCAUAAUAAGUUGAAGUGGGUGAGAAAUUUUCAAGUCACCUUGAACCUUGUAGCAGUUUGGGAAAUGUGUUGCUUAGUACGGCAUUGGAGAUUAUUUUUAUUUAAGUCUGCCCAAUUGUGCUUUAAAAUUACAAAGAUUAUCUCUGCGUGUUUGGUUGAGACUCUUGAGUUAUAAGCCAUCGGCAGAUUAUUUAGAUUUGAGGUUUACCUGUUGACUUCAUUGUUACCUUUUGGCUUGAGGGUUACCUUGUUAUUGAGGGUUACCUGGUUAUUGUGAGGGUUACCUGGUCAUUGACGGUUCCUGUUUUUUUUUUUUUUGUUAGGGUUAUCUGCCCAUUGAGGGUUACCUGGUCAUUGUGGGUUACCUCGUUAUUCACGGUGAAGGUUACCUUUACAUUAAAGGUUACCUGGUCAUUGCCAGGGUUACCUGGUCAUUGUGGGUUACCUCGUUAUUGUGAAGGUUACCUUUACAUUAAAGGUUACCUGGUCAUUGCCAGGGUUACCCUGGUGUAGGUUGAGGAAAAGUUUCUUAACUAAUCACGUUCGUGGUGCAGUUGAGCACGUAGAGCUACUUACCCGUGAGGAUCAUUUGUACAUAACUAAUUGCUUUUGCAUAUACAUGUUGACUGAAGCACUGACAUUGAAUAAACCAAUCAUGUAAUUGUCCUAGAAAUC
Acanthaster planci (crown-of-thorns starfish) is the source of this 6336-nucleotide messenger RNA. Its product is annotated as fibroblast growth factor receptor-like. NCBI's taxonomy places the organism in Eukaryota, Metazoa, Echinodermata, Asteroidea, Valvatida, Acanthasteridae. Gene Ontology annotation, molecular function: transmembrane receptor protein tyrosine kinase activity; ATP binding; protein binding. The record is from RefSeq and is a predicted model, not a curated record. Gene Ontology annotation, cellular component: signaling receptor complex; plasma membrane. Gene Ontology annotation, biological process: positive regulation of kinase activity; protein phosphorylation; multicellular organism development.